AUGUUGAAGGCAAAUAACAGAGUGGCCCACAAGUGGGACAAAGAUCCCCCAAAGAUCCCCACCUCUGACAACAAGGUCCCCACCUCUCACAACAAGUAUCACAACAGCAGCUCUUUGCUGUACCCCUUCACUAAGGAUGUUGUGGAGGAAGACUCCGUUGAAGAAGAUCACAUGUAUGACCCAUGCUUUCGCUACACAGCUCUAGACCAACCCUGGAGAGCCACCAACUACUCCCGCACAAACAGCAUGUGUGACCGUAAAGUUGAGUGGAGAGGCUGGUACCGUCUUUACUACCGCGGGAAGAGCCUUCAGAUGCCCGAGAGGUGUGUGAGUAGGCGCAUGUGUGGAACCCACGCCCCGCUCUGGUUGGCCGGCGGGCAUCCGCGACUCCGCGACGGAAUAGUCAUACGUCAAGUCUGUGGACACUGGAAAAAGGGCUGCUGCGCGUACAAAUCGUCUCCAAUUGAAGUGAAAAAAUGCAGAGGCAAUUAUUACGUGUAUAGGUUCGUGAAGCCACCGACAUGCAAUCUGGCCUACUGUGCAGUGAGAGUUUUCUUUUACGCAUCCUUUCCCGGCCGUCUCUCGGGUAAAGUCAACACGGUUAAGUACAGCAAGGUGUUUGUGAACGUCGGCGGAGGUUUCAGCAAGAGGACCGGUGUUUUCACAGCUCCGGUCACCGGUGUUUAUCAGUUUUUCUUCUCGACUCACAGUGGCACGGGCGGCACGAAGAGCGAUCUGUGGCUCGUGAUAAACGGUUACUGGGUAUCACAGUCACACAUCAGUCUGCCUACCUCGUCCUCGACGGGGAACCUGUCCACUUACAUGACCACGCUGCGUAAAGGCGCACGGGUGUACGUCACCCAUAAUUAUGGACAGUCCUGGGCGAAUACUUCAUCCAACACCAUUACGUUCGGAGGUUCGCUCCUGAUGCAGCAAAGAUGAAACCAAAGGAACAUCU
Messenger RNA from Chanos chanos (milkfish), 958 nucleotides. RefSeq lists its product as uncharacterized. Gene Ontology annotation, molecular function: protein binding. The transcript is spliced from 3 exons. NCBI's taxonomy places the organism in Eukaryota, Metazoa, Chordata, Actinopteri, Gonorynchiformes, Chanidae. The record is from RefSeq and is a predicted model, not a curated record. The coding region runs from base 1 to 942 and encodes 313 amino acids.